AUGACAUCCUCCACAACUCUGUUCAUUCUUCUUCUCGUCGCCACGUCAUCAAUGAUGGUGGGACAAGUGUCGGCAGCCAGAUCUAUUCCACAGUCCUACGCCGGCGUCGAUCCAGAAAUCCAAUACGAAUUCCUGACAGAGAAACGUGGUGACGGUUACGGAUGGAACGACUGUGAAUUCUCGCCGCUCAGCUGUCUCCUGAAGCGACGACGACGAUCAAUUCAGUGA
Messenger RNA from Caenorhabditis remanei, 228 nucleotides. RefSeq lists its product as uncharacterized. The coding region runs from base 1 to 228 and encodes 75 amino acids. Lineage: Eukaryota; Metazoa; Nematoda; Chromadorea; Rhabditida; Rhabditidae. The record is from RefSeq and is a predicted model, not a curated record. The transcript has 2 exons.